Chionomys nivalis (European snow vole) is the source of this 504-nucleotide messenger RNA. Its product is annotated as 60S ribosomal protein L23a-like. The record is from RefSeq and is a predicted model, not a curated record. The transcript has a single exon. The coding region runs from base 1 to 468 and encodes 155 amino acids. NCBI's taxonomy places the organism in Eukaryota, Metazoa, Chordata, Mammalia, Rodentia, Cricetidae. Gene Ontology annotation, biological process: ribosomal large subunit assembly; translation. Gene Ontology annotation, cellular component: cytosolic large ribosomal subunit; ribosome. Gene Ontology annotation, molecular function: rRNA binding; structural constituent of ribosome.
AUGGCACCGAAAGCGAAGAAGGAAGCUCCUGCCCCUCCCAAAGCCGAAGCUAAAGCGAAGGUCUUGAAAGCCAAGAAGGCAGUGCUGAAAGCCGUCCACAGCCACAAAAAGAAGAUCCGCACAUCGCCCACAUUUCGGCGGCCCAAGACCCUGCGGCUACGAAGGCAGCCUAAAUACCCCCGGAAGAGCGCGCCCAGGAGGAACAAGCUUGACCACUAUGCCAUCAUCAAAUUCCCCCUGACCACCGAGUCAGCCAUGAAGAAGAUAGAAGGCAACAACACACUUGUGUUCAUUGUGGACGUCAAGGCCAGCAAACACCAGAUCAAACAGGCUGUGAAGAAACUCUAUGACAUCGAUGUGGCCAAAGUCAACACCCUCAUAAGGCCCGACGGAGAGAAGAAGGCAUAUGUUCGGUUGGCUCCUGAUUAUGAUGCUCUGGAUGUUGCCAACAAAAUUGGAAUCAUCUAAACUGAGCCCAGCCGGCUAAUUCUAAAUAUACACUUU